Molecule: messenger RNA, 690 nt
Organism: Macrosiphum euphorbiae (potato aphid)
Lineage: Eukaryota; Metazoa; Arthropoda; Insecta; Hemiptera; Aphididae
Source: the annotation of a GenBank genome assembly
AUGCCGUACACAGAUGUUGAAAAAACAGAAAUGUUGAUUUCUGAAAUCAAAAAACGCACUGUUUUGUGGAACAACAAAAAUAAGAAAUAUAGAGAUAGGCUCAUAACAGGCAAGGCAUGGGCAGAAGUGUCAAAAGUCACAGGAAUAACUGGCAAUGAAGCAAAAAAAAGAUGGAGAAACUUAAGAGAUCACUACAAAAAAGAACUUAAAAAAGUAAAAAAACCAAAAUCAGGAUCGUCACAAGAUGGCCUAGAAAAAUAUCACGGGAAAUGGUCGUAUUUUGUGUCCAUGCAAUUUUUGAAAGACGUCGAGACUCCUAGAAAUACCUCGGGUACAUAUUCCGAAGAUUGUGACGAGGAUACUGAGUUAGGACAUUCAGACGAACAAAAAUCAGAUUCAAACGAAGAUCAAGAAAAUGAGGACAAUCUCGACAAGGAAACGACACAUAGUUUUGACGUUAUGGAUCCAUUAUUACCUCAGACUGAAGCACAGACUAACUUAACACAAUCGGGAAGAAAUUCGCCAUCAAAGAAUGCAGUAAAAGAUGAUGAUGACAUGCAUUUUUUAAAAUCCAUUCACCCUUAUUUCGGUAACAUGACUCCACUACAAAAAUUGAGAUUAAGGACACAAAUCCAAGAAGUGAUUAUGAGAGAAUUAUCUACACCAUCAUCUCAACGACUCAACCUAUGA